Empidonax traillii (willow flycatcher) is the source of this 1667-nucleotide messenger RNA. RefSeq names its product histone-lysine N-methyltransferase SETDB1-like. Gene Ontology annotation, molecular function: protein binding; histone H3K9 methyltransferase activity. Bases 258 to 1034 code for a protein of 258 amino acids. The record is from RefSeq and is a predicted model, not a curated record. Gene Ontology annotation, cellular component: nucleus. The transcript is spliced from 7 exons. NCBI's taxonomy places the organism in Eukaryota, Metazoa, Chordata, Aves, Passeriformes, Tyrannidae. Gene Ontology annotation, biological process: negative regulation of gene expression; heterochromatin organization.
CCGCCUCCAAGGACUCGGGGCUCGCCCGCCCCCUCGGCCACGACGAGGCCCUGGCGGCCUCCUGCAAGCUGCCCGUGCUGGAGGAGACCUCCAAGAACAAGGUGGCCUCGUGGCUGAGCUCCAACAGCGUGGCUGAGGGCUUCCAGGACGGCGACAGCAGCUCGUCCUUCCGCGGGGGCGAGGCGGGAGACACCAAGCCUGUGAAGGUGGAAAACCCUGGGGAGAGGGAGAAGGGAUGCGUUCCCACCCCAGGAGAGAUGAACAGAGAGAUGAAGGCAGCCAAGAAGGAGGAACCUGAGGAACCGACCAAAAUCACGGGGCUGAGCAUGCCGGGCCGGAGGUACGGAUACAACCCCUGCCCCCCGAAGCUGGAGGGCAUCCGGCGACCCCUGAGCCGCACGGCGCUGCUGCAGAGCCGGCGCCACUCCCUGCCCCUGCAGCCCCCCAGCGAGGACGUGCUGACGCUGCUGAGCAGCACCGACAGUGACGGUGAGAACGGGCAGGUCCCGGCGGGGCAGGCCCCGGGCACCGCCAACGACAGCGACGACAUCCAGACCAUCUCGUCGGGCUCUGAGGAGGAGGAGGACAAGAAAAACCCCUCGUUGGGGUCAGGUCCCGUGAAGAGGCAGGUGGCUGUGAAAUCCACCCGAGGCUUCGCCCUGAAAUCCACCCACGGCAUCGCCAUCAAAUCCACCCCGCUGGCCGCGGGCGACAAGGGCGAGAGCGCGGGGCCCGUGCGCAGGAGCACGCGGCAGUUCUACGACGGCGAGGAGAACUGCUACAUCAUCGACGCCAAGCUCGAGGGCAACCUGGGCCGCUACCUCAACCACAGCUGCUCCCCCAACCUCUUCGUGCAGAACGUCUUCGUGGACACCCACGACCUUCGCUUCCCCUGGGUCGCCUUCUUCGCCAGCAAGAGGAUCCGGGCGGGCACGGAGCUGACGUGGGAUUACAACUACGAGGUGGGGAGCGUGGAGGGCAAAGAGCUGCUGUGCUGCUGCGGGGCCAUCGACUGCCGGGGCCGCCUGCUCUGAGCCCGCCCUGCUGCCACCACCCUGGUGCUUCCCUCGGGGAGGGAAAUGGUUCUCAAGAGGUUCUGUGUUCUCCUGUUCGCUUGGGAAGUUACGGCUGGGCGCGGGGCGGGAAGGGAAUCUGGCUGUGCUCAGGGGGGCAUUCCCAGCCCCUGGGCUUCUCCCACCUUCCAGAGGCUCCGGUUACCACGACAACCUCUCUCAGGAAAGGAGCUUUGCCUGCUCUCUUCCAGCUCUCCACCAAACUUGAGGCACAACCCCCUUGUUUUCCAGCAGGAAGCACUUCCCCAAGACUCCCAGCUUGGUGGUUGGGACUGAGGCCUGGGAAGUGGGAGGGAGAGGGUGUUGGAAUCCCAGCACAGUGGGACCAAUCCCGAUUUCUGUGACACGAAUCAUCUGUGAGAUGAUGUUGUAAAGAAUCUUUUGUUCUUUUGAUUGUUAAAAAAGCAAUAAAAUUAAUGUUUUUCUAUUAAAAAUCAUCUACCAUGGCCUUCAGGCAGUGAAGAGCCCUGGAAGAGCAGCACUGAACCACUUCCCACCAUCCUUGUUUCUGUGGGGUUUGCAGGAAAAGCGCCAGAGGCCCCGGGAACAGGGGUAAGGAGCUCCCACAUUUUCACCUUUCCUUCACCUUUCCUC